CUUUGUCUUUGGGGACUACCCGAGAAGCCUUGGAGUCUGAUCGGCCUUUUCUUGUUGAUUGCGGAAGAGCCCGGGGGCCUUUCGGGUUUCUUGGUGUAGCGUGGCAAUCGGAAGUCAGGCCCCCGGCCUCUGAGCCUGCAUUUCCCCCUCCCUUUUGCCAUCCAUCAUUCUUCCCUGCCGCUUCAAGUUCUACAGAAAUAAGGAAGGGAGUCCGAGGAUCAGAAGGCCUGUACAUGGUGAACGGACCACCACAUUUUACAGAAAGCACAGUGUUUCCAAGGGAAUCUGGGAAAAAUUGCAAAGUCUAUACCUUUAGUAAGGAUGGGACCUUGUUUGCCUGGGGCAACGGAGAAAAAAUAAAUAUUUUCAAUGUCACUAACAAGGGACUGCUGCACUCCUUCGACCUCCCAAAGGCAGUUUGCCUUGAGUUCUCGCCAAAAAACACUGUCCUGGCAACGUGGCAGCCUUACACUACUUCUAAAGAUGGCACAGCUGGGACUCCCAACCUACAACUUUAUGAUGUGAAAACUGGGACAUGUUUAAAGUCUUUCAUCCAGAAAAAAGGGCAAAAUUGGUGUCCAUCCUGGUCAGACGAUGAAAUUAUUUGUGCCCGAAAUGUUAGCAAUGAAGUUCACUUCUUUGAAAACAACAAUUUCAAUACAAUUACAAAUAAAUUGCAUUUGCAAAAAAUUAAUGAUUUUGUGUUAUCACCUGGACCCCAACCAUACAAGGUGGCCGUCUAUGUUCCAGGAAGUAAGGGUGCACCUUCAUUUGUUAGAUUAUAUCAGUACCCCAACUUUGAUGGACCUCAUGCAGCUUUAGCCAAUAAAAGUUUCUUUAAGGCAGAUAAAGUUACAAUGCUAUGGAACAAAAAAGCUACUGCUGUGUUGGUAAUAGCCAGUACAGAAGUUGACAAGACAGGAGCUUCCUACUAUGGGGAACAAACGCUGCACUACAUUGCAACCAAUGGGGAGAGUGCUGUAGUGCAAUUACCAAAAAACGGCCCCAUUUAUGAUGUAGUUUGGAAUUCUAGUUCUACUGAGUUCUGUGCUGUUUAUGGUUUUAUGCCUGCCAAAGCAACAAUUUUCAACUUGAAAUGUGACCCUGUGUUUGACUUUGGAACUGGUCCUCGUAAUGCAGCCUACUAUAGCCCUCAUGGACAUAUAUUAGUUCUAGCUGGAUUUGGAAAUCUGAGGGGACAAAUGGAAGUGUGGGACGUUAAAAACUACAAACUUAUUUCUAAACCAGUGGCCUCUGAUUCUACAUUUUUUGCUUGGUGCCCAGAUGGUGAGCAUAUUUUAACAGCCACAUGUGCUCCCAGACUACGUGUUAAUAAUGGGUACAAGAUUUGGCAUUAUACCGGCUCUGUCUUACACAAGUAUGAUGUGCCAUCAAAUGCAGAAUUAUGGCAGAUUUCUUGGCAGCCAUUUUUAGAUGGAAUAUUUCCAAAAAAAGCAAUAACUUACCAAGCAGUUCCAAGUGACUUACCCAGUGAAGAACCUAAAACUGCAACAGCUUAUAGACCCCCAGCUUUGAGAAAUAAACCAAUCACCAAUUCCAAACUGCACGAGGAGGAACCACCUCAGAAUAUGAAACCACAACCAGGAAAUGAUAAGCCGUUAUCAAAAACAGCCCUUAAAAAUCAAAGGAAGCAUGAGGCUAAGAAAGCUGCAAAGCAGGAAGCAAGAAGUGACAAGAGCUCACCAGAUUCAGCACCUACCCCUGCCCCAGAGAGCUCAGCACAAAAGACUGUGCCUCAGUCAACUUCCGGAGACCCUGAGAGAGACAAAAAAAUCAAGAACCUAAAGAAGAAACUGAAAGCAAUCGAACAGCUGAAAGAACAAGCAGCAACUGGAAAACAGCUGGAAAAAAAUCAGUUGGAGAAAAUUCAGAAAGAGAAAGCCCUUCUCCAGGAGCUGGAAAAUUUGGAAUUGGGUAUUUAAAGAUUCACAGAAAGCAAGUUGGUUACCAGAAAUCACUGUAAACAUCUUCUGUUAAGUUCAUUGGCGUGUACGGAAUAUCCAUGUGCCCACAUUUUAUGUUCACCUAUAAUUUUAACCAUUUAUCUAAGAUUCUGCGUAUGUAUGAAAUUAUUUAAUGAUGCCUAUUAUAUUGAUUUUUGCAUCCUGCAUCCUCUACCAUUUCAACAUAUGAUAUAAAAAAGAGACACAUGGAUUUUUCUAGCUAAGCUUGAUCUAUUGAAAGACAGAUGUCAUUAUUUUUUAGUAAGGGAUGGUAUUUACCAUAUAAAUGAAUAAAGACUUUUUAAAUUUAA
This is a messenger RNA of Rhinolophus ferrumequinum (greater horseshoe bat), 2275 nucleotides long. RefSeq names its product eukaryotic translation initiation factor 2A (gene EIF2A). The transcript is spliced from 14 exons. Gene Ontology annotation, cellular component: cytosolic small ribosomal subunit. Gene Ontology annotation, molecular function: mRNA binding; ribosome binding; protein binding. The coding region runs from base 234 to 1943 and encodes 569 amino acids. The record is from RefSeq and is a predicted model, not a curated record. NCBI's taxonomy places the organism in Eukaryota, Metazoa, Chordata, Mammalia, Chiroptera, Rhinolophidae. Gene Ontology annotation, biological process: translational initiation.